CACCUCACAGCCACACUGUUGUUUGCAUUCAACCAAUCACUGUGUCCUCUCUGACUGGUUUGGGGAGCAGCUCACACUUUCUGUCACUCUGGACGGCGGCGUUCCUUUUCCAGAGGGACUGAUGUCUUCCUGACACCUGGCAGCUGAGGCCGUCAUGGACUGGAGUGUCGGGACGGUGGAGCUGCUGGGGGUUCUGCUCUCAGCAGGGGGCUGGCUUUGCUCUCUGUGCACAACUAUGAUGCCGUUCUGGCUGACACUCUCCACAGACCUGCUCCCCACUGAGAGUUUGGAGGUGGGACUGUGGAAGACCUGCGUUAUCCAGGACUUGGGCCUGCAGGAAUGUCGACCGUACAACAGCCUGCUGGGUCUGCCGCCAGACAUCAAGCUGGCCCGGAUUCUGAUGUGUGCCGCUCUGGGUUUUGGCCUCAUGGGCUCGGUGCUGGCCGUCCUGGGCCUGAACCUGAUCAACAGCUGCUGUCGCAAGAUGGACGACCGAAGCUUCAAGAAGGUCCUGAAGACGGCAGGUGGGACGUUGAGCCUGGCAGCUGGAAUCCUGGUCCUGGUUCCAGUCUCCUACAUAGCUCACCUGACUGUGGUGCGAUUCUUUGACGAGUCGGUGCCGGAUGUGGUUCCUCGCUGGGAGUUCGGCGAUUCUCUGUUCUGCGGCUGGACAGCUGGAGUUCUGCACCUGGUGGCGGGAACGCUGCUGCUGAUUUCUUCUUUGUAUCUGCAGGAGCAGAACCGGAAUCUACCUGUCCACAUCCCACUGGUCCCGGUGUCGCAGAGACAUCGGUCGGUCAGAAUCAGUGCUGAGUACAUCUAGAGCACCAAUCAGGAGAAAGCGUCUGCUUGCACAUUGUUGGAAAUCUGACUUGACGUGACGAUUUGAAACGUUAUUUGUGGAAAAUCCCCAAGAUUCUUUCCGUGCGUACGAAGAUGUCUGUAGUUUGUUGGUGCCAAAGAAACAAAAAGCUGCUAUUUCCUGUUUCCUCUCGUUUAACAACCUCCAGCAUUCUCUCUCUAUCUGUAGACACGGUUGUCAAUUUAAUCAAGACACAAGGAAGCUUUCAGCUUCAUUUUGAUCUUGGAAAACAUCAGUGACUGCAGAUCAGUGCUGGGAGGUUUGACUGAAAAGAAUAAAUUCAUAGAGGUGAAAAAUCACUGUAUAGAUCAGCAUGGUUAACAGCAGGCAUUACUACUUACAACCAAUAUAUACAGUAUAUAUAACCCAUGCAGUGUAAUGUAAUUGUUACACCACCAGAGGGCUAUAAGUCACCAUCAAUAGA
Molecule: messenger RNA, 1286 nt
Organism: Xiphophorus maculatus (southern platyfish)
Lineage: Eukaryota; Metazoa; Chordata; Actinopteri; Cyprinodontiformes; Poeciliidae
Product: putative claudin-24
Exons: 1
Coding region: 155-823 (222 amino acids)
Biological process (GO): bicellular tight junction assembly; cell adhesion
Cellular component (GO): plasma membrane; bicellular tight junction
Molecular function (GO): structural molecule activity
Source: RefSeq, a predicted model, not a curated record